Molecule: messenger RNA, 1167 nt
Organism: Harmonia axyridis
Lineage: Eukaryota; Metazoa; Arthropoda; Insecta; Coleoptera; Coccinellidae
Product: matrix metalloproteinase-9-like
Exons: 5
Coding region: 37-831 (264 amino acids)
Biological process (GO): extracellular matrix organization; proteolysis; collagen catabolic process
Cellular component (GO): extracellular matrix
Molecular function (GO): metalloendopeptidase activity; zinc ion binding
Source: RefSeq, a predicted model, not a curated record
UUGAAAUUUGACAUAAUUCCAAAGUUAAGAUCCCAGAUGGACGUGUUAUAUUUUAGCAUCAUACUAACAUUUUUCUGUUUACCUAUCGAUGGGGAAAAAUCCACUAAAUUCAAAAAGACUGUGGAGUACUUAGUUCAAUAUGGCUACUUGGAAAAAAAUUCCAUGAGCAAUAGCUCUUUGUUGAGUGGAACAUCCUUCAGGAACAGCUUGAGAGAAUUUCAGUCUUUUGUUGGAAUCCCAGUCACAGGAAAGAUGGACAAACCCACCAUGAAGAUGAUGAGUGCUCCAAGAUGUGGAGUUCCAGAUAAAUCUGGGAAGUCAAAUAGGGUGAAACGAUAUACAACUGACGCUGUUAUAUGGAAUAUGAAACAUUUGACCUACAAAAUAUCUAAGUAUUCGAAACAACUCAAAAGAAAUGAAAUAGACACAACCAUACAGAAAGCCUCCAAUUUAUGGUCGAAGUACACAGAUUUAACGUUCGAACCAUCUAAACGAGGUAAAAUAGACAUCAGAUUCGAAGAAAGACAGCAUGGUGAUGGUGAUGCCUUCCAUGGGGAACUGGCACAUGCAUUCUCUCCUCAAGACGGUGGUGCCAUACAUUUUGACGACUCAAAACGUUGGAAGAUUGGUUUUGGUCCUGGAUAUGACUUAUACCAGACGGCAACACAUGAAUUUGGUCACAGUCUGGGACUCGGACACUCUAAAGUAAAGGAGUCUGUUAUGUGGCCUUAUCUCCCCAAUACUUGGAAAAGAGAUCUUCACCCUGAUGAUAUAAAAGGAAUUCAAGAAUUAUACGGAAAGAAAACUUCCUGUAAAUGUAAUUCACCCUAAAAGAGGUUGGUCUAAAACAAUUAAAAGUAUAGAAAUGAUCAGGGUUAUUAUGGGGGGAAGUAAAUAGGAAGUUUUUAGUUUAUGAAAAAAUAUAUUCCUUGUCCGUGUUUUAUUUCACUUUAUAUAUUUAAAGACACUUUCUAUUUGAACUUAUUUAUUUUAUUUAUUUACAAGUAUGUAGUUGUUGUGAUCUGUGCACGUGCAAGUUGGAGAAGGACCUAACCUCGCCAUUCGGGCUAUGUUGUCUCAUUAACCAUAGAGAUGUGAACAGAGAACAAUAACUCUUUAUUUUCUAUUUACAUACUAUAUUAACAAUAUAUACAAAUAUAUAACACG